Molecule: messenger RNA, 1404 nt
Organism: Ostreobium quekettii
Lineage: Eukaryota; Viridiplantae; Chlorophyta; Ulvophyceae; Bryopsidales; Ostreobiaceae
Source: the annotation of a GenBank genome assembly
AUGUGGACGGGACUGACUCGCUGGGGGCUCAUUCGCUGGGGGCUGAGUGCAUUCGCAGUGUGGCUGCUGUGUCGAGUAGUCUGCCACUCAGGGUGGAUUGAGGCUUCGUUGGAGGGACAGGUCGACCCGUGGGAAUGCGGAGAAUUUCCAUACGUGGUGUCCGUGCUUCGACAACGUCCGCAGUUCAGGCACGGCUGCGACGCCGUUGUGGUUAACAAGCGAUGGGUCAUCACGUCGGCGCACUGCUUGGAGGACCUGCGGGAUUCCGGGGACUCCGAUGCCAAUCCAAUCAUUCUGUUUGGAGCCUGCUACGGAAGACCUGCCGAAGUGAUGCGGACAGACUACACCGCAGUUCACCCUGAUUACACGGGCCGCUACACGCAAUCCAACGACAUCGCCUUGAUGCGGCUGGAAAAAGAUGCACCAGAUAUGCCUGGGGUCUUGCCCAGCAGAGACUUUACCACAGAUGUGUCCUCACACAAGUGGCCAACACUUGAACUCACCUGGCAGGGCUUCAUUGACUCAAUGUAUUACACCACCAUCAGUGCCAGUCAAUCAAGGUUGUACAACGCAUCGGGAGACGGCAAGCUCGCCCGUCUGGGGUCGGCGGUUGCCAUUGUCGAUUCAUCGGAUUGCCACAGCGUUAGUGGAGAGAUCUGCGUGAAAAUAAACAAGACAUGCGUUGGAAACGGUGGAGGUGUCCUGGUGCUCCGUGCAAACUCUAUAGGGCGCCACAAUGACCUGGUCGUGGGACUGGCUGCGUUUCCAAAUGAUGCAGAGGGAUGCGUAAACGCAUCCCAGCCAAGGGCCUUCACGAAGCUUUGGGAGCAGCUCGAUUGGAUGAGAGAUACAACACAGGGGCUGCUGGAGCCGGACAAGAAAGAAAUGGCGGCAAAGUUGGACACAGCCGUGUAUGCUGGAGAUUCGGAGGGUGUGAGGGCGGCCUUGAGCGCUGGUGCCGACAUCGUGGCGAGACCAUUCGGAAGCGUUUUCAAUGGCGCGGUAGCGGGGGGCAACUUGGAUAUAUGCGGCCUGCUUUUGGAUGCGGGGGCCGAUCCCAGCGAGAGCUUCUUUUUCAUUCAAAAUCCUGACAGGGAUUGGCCCCUCAAUACAGCCGUUUUUGACGGCAAUGCCGCUAUGGUGGAAUUACUCUUGGGGGCGGGGGCGGGGGGAAAAGGCUUCGACCGAUGCGUGCCCUCGAGAUUUGGGCCGUACAACAUCGGUUUUGAGGCGUGCAGUAAGUCCUAUCCGAGCCACUACGGGAAGACGGAAAGACCAAAGGAUAAAAUCGAGGCGUAUGGCAAGAUUGCGGCUGCGCUGAUGGAGGCCGGUGCAUGCGGCGGCUGUCGGGAGAAACAAGGACCUGCGUGUUUUGGUGCUUCCGGGUUUAAUGAAGAUUGUUGA